Molecule: messenger RNA, 351 nt
Organism: Suillus fuscotomentosus
Lineage: Eukaryota; Fungi; Basidiomycota; Agaricomycetes; Boletales; Suillaceae
Exons: 2
Coding region: 1-351 (116 amino acids)
Source: RefSeq, a predicted model, not a curated record
AUGCAGAUCCAUCCAUACGCCAAGGCAGCAUCGGGUGUCCUGUCGGUUGUGUCCAAGGCAUCCAUCACACCACACGAUGUUUCUGAUGCACGUCUGACUGACAUAUAUUUCAUACAGACAAUAACAUCCCAAGCAACUCGUGACGACUCAAUUGGCCAGCUCCUUUCAAAUAUGGAUGAGGUGGACAUGUUUCUCGCAGAGAACGACCUGGCGGCUCUCAGAUCAAUAAAAAGUGUCGUCGUGCGGAUAUGUCAGCAGACGCUCGAGCGUUCCUAUUUCCUUCGCGAUUACUCCAAGAGCCAGAAUUUUUGCCCGGCAGAAAUGCCGUAUCAGAAACUGAUGUCACAAUAA